AUGUGCAGAGCCUUCCCCUCCACACUGAAGGGAGUAGCAAGACAGUGGUUCUCACGACUCCAGCUAUGCUCCCUCUCCAAUUUGAUGGACCUUGGACGAGCCUUUUUGGCCCAUUUUUUGAGCAGCAGAGUCCACAAGAAAACUACGGCCAACCUCCUGGCCAUAAAGCAAUGCCCCGGUGAAUCAAGUAGGAGUUUUCUCACAAGAUUCAAUAAGGAGAGCCUGGAAGUGCGAAAUCUUGACCAGGUGGUGAAGUUUCAGGCGUUGCGCAGUGGAAUCCAAGAUACCGAACUGAAAAAAUCCUUAAUCAUGGAUGAACCAGGAGAUAUGUAUGAGCUUUUCUCCCGCUGUGAGAAAUAUAUCAACCUGGCUGAGGUUCUCGUGGCUGAGCAGCUGAAGGAAGAUAAAUUCGAGAAGAAAGGCCAAGAAAAGAAAGAUGUCCAGGCUGGGGAGGCUGGUUCAAAGCGCAACAAAGAGGAGAAGGAUGGUAGAAGAAAGAAAGAGGAAAGGAGGGCGUGGGUUCCUAAGGCUGGCGGUGUGGAGUCCGAGCCUGUUUACACAGCCCUCACCCACAACCGAGCAUAUAUCCUAAACGAGAUAAAAGACCAGAUGAACCUGCGCUGGCCAGCCAAAAUGGUGAAACCUGCACAUGAACGCAAUAAGAAUAAGUAUUGUCGGUUUCACCAGGAUCACGGUCAUGGCACCGAAGACUGCAGACAGUUGAAGGAUGAGAUUGAGGCACUCAUUCAAAGAGGGUGCCUGGGUUAA
Molecule: messenger RNA, 768 nt
Organism: Telopea speciosissima
Lineage: Eukaryota; Viridiplantae; Streptophyta; Magnoliopsida; Proteales; Proteaceae
Exons: 1
Coding region: 1-768 (255 amino acids)
Source: RefSeq, a predicted model, not a curated record